Aureobasidium pullulans EXF-150 is the source of this 802-nucleotide messenger RNA. RefSeq names its product NAD(P)-binding protein. The transcript has 2 exons. The record is from RefSeq and is a predicted model, not a curated record. Gene Ontology annotation, cellular component: cytoplasm. Gene Ontology annotation, biological process: import into nucleus. The coding region runs from base 75 to 746 and encodes 223 amino acids. Lineage: Eukaryota; Fungi; Ascomycota; Dothideomycetes; Dothideales; Saccotheciaceae.
UCCGUCGCAAGUCCCCAAGUAUACGCAAGCUUCACACGUGUGUCUGUCAAUCUCAUCUCCAGCAGAACAACACCAUGACUUCAGUAGCUCUAGUCGGCAGCACCGGCCUCGUGGGCUCCCACAUCCUCGCCCUGCUAAAAGCCUCUCCCAAAAUCACAAACAUCCACGCUUUCUCUCGUAAACCCCUCCCCUCCUCCCCAAACCUCACCACAAUACAAUCCUUAAACCCCUCCGAGUGGCCCUCGAGAUAUCCCCAAAACACAUCCGUCUUUUUCUCCGCUUUGGGCACCACAGCAAGAAUCGCAGGUGGUUUCGCCGCCCAGCGGAAAAUCGACCAUGACUUGAACCUCGCCCUCGCAACAGCGGCCAAAAACGCCGGAGCAAAAAUCUACAUCUUGAUCUCCACCUCGGGCGCCUCUCCCACCUCUAAAAUUCCUUAUGCGAAAAUGAAAGGGGAAUUGGAUGAAGCGGUCAAGAAGCUCGGACUCGAACAUGUGGUUAUCCUCAAGCCUGGAUUAUUGGUAGGGGAGAGGGAAGAUAGUAGACCGGGGGAGUAUAUGGGGAGGAGUUUUGCGAGGGCUUUGGGGUGGGUUAGUGGAGGUGCGUUGAAGGAUUCUUGGGCGCAGGAUGCGGAUGUUGUGGCUAGGGCUGCUGUUGCUGCUGCGGUGGAGGUUGUGGAAGGGAGGAAUGGGGAAAAAGUUUGGGUGUUGGAUCAGCGGGAGGUUCUGAGGAUGGGAAGGGUUUGAUGAAUAAUGAAGAGUCAGGUGCGGGUGGGUUGUGAUUUUCUUUUGGCAGGAUUGGG